Molecule: messenger RNA, 3585 nt
Organism: Protobothrops mucrosquamatus (brown spotted pit viper)
Lineage: Eukaryota; Metazoa; Chordata; Lepidosauria; Squamata; Viperidae
Gene: MAP3K5
Product: mitogen-activated protein kinase kinase kinase 5
Exons: 28
Coding region: 15-3524 (1169 amino acids)
Biological process (GO): MAPK cascade; cellular response to stress; protein phosphorylation
Molecular function (GO): MAP kinase kinase kinase activity; ATP binding
Source: RefSeq, a predicted model, not a curated record
GCCAGAAGAAUAAUAUGUGCACUGGCAAUUAUAUAUUUGUUCCAUAUAUGAUAACUCCCCAUAACAAAGUCUAUUGCUGUGACAGCAGUUUCAUGAAGGGAUUGACUGAAUUGAUGCAACCCAACUUUGAACUGUUGCUGGGACCAAUAUGCUUACCCUUAGUUGACCGCUUUAUUCAGCUCUUGAAGAUGGCACAGGGCAGCUCAAGCCAAUACUUCAGGGAAUCAAUACUUAACGAUAUCAGAAAAGCUCGUAACUUGUACACUGGGAAGGAAUUAGCUGCAGAAUUGGCCAGGAUAAGACAGCGAGUGGAUAACAUUGAGCUUUUGUCUGCUGACAUUGUGAUAAACCUGCUGUUAUCUUACAGGGAUAUUCAGGAUUAUGAUUCUAUUGUGAAAUUGGUAGAGGCAUUAGAAAAACUUCCAACCUUUGACUUGGCUUUGCAUCAUCAUGUGAAGUUUCAUCAUGCAUUUGCACUGAAUAGACGAAAUCUACCUGGUGACAGGCAGAAAGCUCUAGAUAUCAUGAUACCUCUGGUGGAGCAAGAGAGCCAAGUUGCUUCUGAUAUGUACUGUCUUGUGGGACGGAUCUAUAAAGACAUGUUCUUGGAUUCUGGAUUUAAAGACACUGAAAGUCGAGAUCAAGGUGCUUUGUGGUUCAAGAAGGCCUUUGAGUCAGAACCGUCAUUACAGUCAGGAAUUAAUUAUGCAGUCCUCCUCUUGGCUGCUGGGCAUCAGUUUGAUACCUCUUUUGAAUUACGGAAAGUUGGAGUUAAAAUAAGCAGCCUGCUUGGGAAGAAGGGAAACUUGGAGAAAUUACAAAGCUACUGGGAAGUAGGCUUUUUCCUGGGAGCCAGUGUCUUGGCAAAUGAUCACACAAGAGUGAUCCAUGCCUCAGAAAAACUAUUCAAGUUGAAGACACCAGCAUGGUAUCUCAAGUCCAUUGUGGAGACUAUUUUGAUAUAUCAGCACUUUAAGAAGCUGAAUCCAGAUCAACAAGUAGGCAAAAAUGAACUUGUAGACUUUUGGAUGGAUUUUCUAGUUGAGGCUACAAAGACUGAUGUCUCUGUAAUUAGAUUUCCUGUUUUGAUAUUAGAACCUACAAAAAUCUAUCAACCUUCGUACUUGUCGAUCAACAGUGAGGCUGAAGAGAAGACGGUCUCUAUUUGGCAUGUUAUGCCUGAUGAUAAGAAAGGUAUUCAUGAAUGGAACUUCAGUGCUGAAUCUAUAAGAGGAGUAAGCAUUUCAAAGUUUGAAGAACGUUGCUGUUUUCUGUAUGUACUACACAAUUCAGAUGACUUCCAAAUCUAUUUCUGUACAGAACAUCACUGCAAAAAAUUUUUUGAAAUGGUUAAUAGCAUCACCGAAGAAAUAGGAAAAAACACAGAGGAAGGUGAAUGUGAUGGAGAUUCCCUGGAGUAUGAUUAUGAAUAUGAUGAAAAUGGUGAACGAGUCAUUCUGGGGAAAGGCACUUACGGCAUAGUUUAUGCAGGACGAGAUCUGAGCAAUCAAGUCAGAAUUGCCAUUAAGGAAAUCCCAGAAAGAGAUAGCAGGUAUUCCCAGCCUUUACAUGAAGAAAUAGCUUUACACAAACACCUCAAACACAAGAACAUUGUUCAGUAUCUUGGCUCAUUUAGUGAAGAUGGAUUUAUUAAGAUAUUCAUGGAACAGGUACCAGGAGGGAGCCUUUCAGCUCUUCUGAGAUCAAAAUGGGGACCAUUGAAAGAUAAUGAACAGACUAUUGGUUUUUACACCAAACAGAUUCUUGAAGGAUUAAAAUACCUCCAUGAUAAUCAAAUUGUGCAUAGAGAUAUAAAGGGGGAUAAUGUUCUUAUCAACACAUACAGUGGAGUGUUAAAGAUUUCAGAUUUUGGAACAUCAAAGAGGCUUGCUGGAAUCAAUCCUUGCACUGAGACUUUCACAGGUACUCUUCAGUAUAUGGCACCAGAAAUAAUUGAUAAAGGACCAAGAGGUUAUGGAAAGGCUGCAGAUAUCUGGUCCUUAGGCUGUACAAUUAUUGAAAUGGCUACAGGAAAGCCUCCAUUUUAUGAACUAGGAGAACCACAAGCAGCCAUGUUCAAGGUUGGAAUGUUCAAAAUACACCCUGAGAUUCCAGAAUCCAUGUCAGUGGAGGCAAAAGCUUUUUUGCUGAGAUGCUUUGAACCUGAUCCAGAUAAGAGGACCUGUGCUAAUGAGCUUCUUGUAGAUGAAUUCUUAAAAGUUACCAGCAAAAAAAGAAAGUCGCAGUCAAAACUAACAGCUCUCUCAGCUGGAUCAAAUGAAUAUCUUCGAAGCAUAUCCUUGCCUGUUCCUGUACUGGUAGAAGACACAAGCAGUAGCAGUGAAUAUGGUUCAGUUUCACCUGACAAUGAGUUGAAACUUGACCCCUUCUCCUUUAAAAUGAGAGCCAAAUCCUGUGGUGAUAAGGAAGGGAAAGGACUUAGGUCUCUUUUUCUAAGCAUCCCAGAUGAAAAUUUUGAGGAUCACAGUGCUCCUCCCUCACCGGAGGAGAAGGAUUCUGGCUUUUUUAUGCUAAAAAAGGACAGUGAGCGAAGAGCGACCCUUCACAGAAUUCUAACCGAAGACCAGGAUAAGGUAGUGAGAAAUCUGAUGGAAGCCUUAGCUCAGGGUCCUGAAGAGCCUAAGUUGAAAUGGGAACACAUUACAACUUUAGUUGCUAGCCUCAGAGAAUUUGUAAGAUCAACAGAUCGCAAAAUCAUUGCAAAUACACUUUCAAAGCUGAAACUGGAGCUGGACUUCGACAGUCAUGGCAUUAGCCAAGUUCAGUUAGUACUCUUUGGUUUCCAAGAUGCAGUGAAUAAAGUUCUACGAACACAUAAUAUUAAACCACAUUGGAUGUUUGCGCUGGAUAGCAUAAUCCGUAAAGCUGUGCAGACUGCUAUUACAAUUUUGGUACCUGAGUUGAGGACACACUUCAGCUUAGCAUCUGAGAGCGAUAAUGCAGAUCAAGAUGAGAUUGAAGCUGAAGAGGAACAUGCUCCUGACACAGCUGUUCAGGUUCCUUGCCUUGUAUUGGAUGAUGCGGUAGCUACCUCAGGAGUGAGCACCCUGAGUUCAACAGUAUCUCACGAUUCUCAGGCUGCCCAGAGAUCUCUGAAUGUUCAACUCGGGAGGCUGAAAUUGGAAAAUAAUAGAUUACUAGAAGAGCUAGUGCAGAAGGAAAGAGAAUUUCAAGCCCUCCUUCACCAUGCUAUAGAAGAAAAAGAACAGGAGAUCAAGCAUCUGAAGCUUAAGACUCAACCAAUAGAUAUUCCUGGCCUGUCUGUCUCUCACUUUAGUACACAAAAUAGAGAAACUGAGGAUCCAGAUCUUAUUAACUGGCUGAGAAUUCAUGGUGCUGACAAGGAAACUAUAAACAGGUUUCUAGCAGAAGAAUACACACUGACGGAUGUACUCUGCUAUGUUACCAGGGAUGAUUUAAAAUGCCUUAGACUCAGAGGUGGGAUCAUAUGCACGCUGUGGAAGGCAAUCUCUGAUUUUCGAGAGAAGCACACUUGCCCCUGAGCAGAGGCAAUCUUCCAUCUCAACACAAAACAGGAGCUUUCCUGGAAGAUUCCUCCCCCCU